AUGAAAUUCAUCGUCUUUCUCUCGCUGGUCGGAGCUGCCCUGGCGGCACCUACGGCCACCGUUAAGAACCGCCAGCUGGGAAGUCUUGGCAGCCUGUCUUCCCUGAUACCGAGUGCAGGAUCAGGCUCGAGCGGCUCUCCCACGGAUGCUCUUGGCAGCCUGUCUUCCCUGAUACCGAGUGCAGGAUCAGGCUCGAGCGGCUCUCCCGCGGAUGCUCUUGGCAGCCUGUCUUCCCUCAUCCCCGGUGCAGGAUCAGGCUCGAGCGGCUCUCCCGCGGAUGCUCUGGGCAGCCUGUCUUCCCUCAUCCCCGGUGCAGGAUCAGGCUCGAGCGGCUCUCCCACGGAUGCUCUUGGUAGUCUGAUCCCCGGUCUGGGAUCGGGAUCCAUCCCUGGUCUCAAUGGCCUUGACGGCCUUAAUGACAUUGCCGACCUUGGCGAACUUUUUGGCAAAGUGAAGCCCUCUGGCCUCGUUAUCCUCGGAGUGAUAGCGAUGCAAGAGUCGUCUUGCAACGCCAACGCAGGCGGACCGACGCCCGGCAUGAUUCAGGUGUCGUGCGAGAACUAUCCGAAUGGACAGUACACGGACUCGAUCCAAGACAACUUCGAUGUGGGGACGAAUUACCUUAUGUCACAGCUGGUCUCGACGGGCGAGAGUGCGAUCUAG
Messenger RNA from Penicillium cinerascens, 663 nucleotides. Its product is annotated as murein lytic transglycosylase YjbJ. The coding region runs from base 1 to 663 and encodes 220 amino acids. NCBI's taxonomy places the organism in Eukaryota, Fungi, Ascomycota, Eurotiomycetes, Eurotiales, Aspergillaceae. The record is from RefSeq and is a predicted model, not a curated record. The transcript has 2 exons.